This is a messenger RNA of Exophiala bonariae, 891 nucleotides long. Its product is annotated as N-terminal acetyltransferase A complex catalytic subunit ard1. Gene Ontology annotation, molecular function: oxidoreductase activity; zinc ion binding. NCBI's taxonomy places the organism in Eukaryota, Fungi, Ascomycota, Eurotiomycetes, Chaetothyriales, Herpotrichiellaceae. The transcript has 2 exons. The record is from RefSeq and is a predicted model, not a curated record. Bases 1 to 891 code for a protein of 296 amino acids.
AUGUGGUCAGAGUCAUGUGCUAAGGUGGACUUACAGUUUCCCCUGAUCCCUGGUCAUGAGACUGUGGGCGUUGUGGCAGCUCUCGGUGACAAGGUCAAAGGCUUCAGUAUUGGCGAUCGUGUAGUUGCAGACAACUCGGAGCUCUGUGGUGAAUGCUUCUACUGCCGUCGUGGUGAAGAACUCCUUUGCGAAGACUUUCAAGCCCAUGGUGUGACCAUGGAUGGAGGCUUUGCAGAGUACUGCGCGUACCCGGCGAAGAGAGUCUUCCCAAUCAAGAAUCUCUCGGAUGUUGAUGCCACUCUUCUCGAACCUGCUUCCUGUGCAGCCCACGGUCUCGACAAGAUUGCACCAAAGAUGGGAUCCAGCGUGCUGAUGUUCGGAGCGGGACCUACGGGAUUGGUGUUGACACAGAUGCUUCGUCAAAACGGCGGGUGUCAUGUUGUUGUGGCGGCACCAGAGGGAUUGAAGAUGGACCUGGCCAAAUCAUUGGAUGCAGCGGAUGAGUAUGUGGCACUCUCUCGUAAGGAUCCUUCGGCACAAUUUGAGCAGAUCAAGAAGGACAACCCCUAUGGCUUUGACAUUGUGGUUGAAGCGACUGGCAGUGUCAAGAUCUUGGAAGACUCGAUCAAUUAUGUGCGGAGAGGUGGCAAACUUGUGGUGUACGGAGUGUAUGCCAACAAGGAUCGUGUGUCAUGGCCACCCAGCAAGAUCUUUGGAGAUGAAAUCACCAUCCUAGGAUCCUUCAGUGAGACAUACAAAUUCCCCGCAGCCAUAGAUUAUCUCGGUAUGUUUUCCCUGGUCUUCCAACUCUUGAAUGCGCUGGUGACAGAGAAGCUAACGAUGGCGAUGAACAGACAAGGGCAAGGUCAAGGUCAACGGUAUUGUCAAUAA